AUGGAACUCAGACUGACUUCGACGAGUGAUACUGAUGAUGAUGAUGAUAAAGUGUUGUUCGAACGCGUGCUGAAGGAUAUUGUGCCUCGUUCUCGCUCUCGUCGUCGGGAAAUUACUCUUGACGACGAAUUGAAAAAAGAAGAAAUUCGAGACGACAAUAACAACGACGACGACGACGACGACGACGAUGAUGAGAAAAAGAGCAAGAGCAAUAACAGUAAUAGUAUGAACGCAUUGAUAAAUGAUGUCAAUCGCAUCGAGUUGUCUGGUGUUCAAUUGAAGGAAUCAACGAUAACAACAACAACAACAACAACAACAAAGUCUCCAUCAACCAACUUAGCUGAACUUCAUCAACAACGAGAAAGCGAAAGAGUUCGCUCGCUCGCACAAACGUCUUCUGAGACCGUUCGAUCUGCUUUGUUGGAAUGGAGCGCGCACAAACAAAAUGUAUUCGUGAAUCGAUUUGCUACGCAAGCUUCAGACGACGCCGUUUUGGAGUUGAACUUAUCGUCUUGGGUGGAUAAUAACAACGGCGAAGAAAAGCAGUUCUUUCGCGAUUACACAAACAUCAACAGAAAUGUAGAAGAGAAAGCACCCGGGACGCCGACUCGCCGGUCGUCCUCUUCUAUGAAAAACACGGUGAAUAUUGACAUAGACGCGUUGUUUAGGAACGAAGACAAAUUUGGCGACGAGCGUUUACAAGAACUCGAGAACGCGUCCUCGUCUAAUACAUCGUCCUCGAAAGAUAUCGCUCGAACAACGCAGCGCGAUUGCGUCGAGCGUCUGCAGAAACUCAACGACAACAUAGCGCGCGCGUGGUUGGAAGCAGACAGAGUGGCUGCUUUGAAACUAUCGAUAAAAGUAGUCAAGUUGUUGGGAUAUAACGCAGGAGGGAAAGCGCCAGAAUUUUAUCCAAUCUUAUUCUUCCUCGUCACCGAUAUCGCAGAUACAGUCGGUCAAUUGGUUUAUAAGCGAAUAAAAAUGAAAGCUGAAAAUAAGAGCGAAGAAACAUACGACGAGAUUGACGAGAUUGAAUAUAGAACAAAUCAGAAUAGUGGAAGAAAGAAAGCACCUUUACCUGAGAAUUGGAACUCGGAUGAUAUACGCGAAUCGGCAAAAGCAACGUGUCGAAACUGGUUUUUCAAAGUCGCGUCUAUCCGCGAACUAGUGCCACGCUUAUAUCUCGAGUUUGCGCUUUUAGAUUGUAUGCGCUUCUUACGUCCCGAGCCUCCAGUUGAUCGGUUGAAUAGAUUGAUUGCUCAGAUUAAAGGCGUGGGCGAUCCUCUAGUCGCUGCGUACUUGCGAUGCUACGCCGCCAAGAAAAUCGUCACGGUGUUACCGCAAAAGUUGCAAAAAGAUCCACUGAAAACGCUCCUUGGUGAUUUCAUCGCAAGGUAUGUAGCCAUAAACGACCUAGAUGAGUCAGAUCUGAUCAAUAUCAGCGCCGCAAUGCGACGCUUAGGAUUGAGAAAAGAUAUCCUUUUGCGCUUGAUGCAUCCAUCGCUGGCAUGGAUUUUGUCUCGAAACGCAAAACUCUCGGAAUCCUCGACGCUCGAACGAUCGAUACAAAUGUGCUCGAACGAGUUUAAGGGCAAACCACCUCUAUCGUUUCUUUCGGCAUUGUUUGAGACUUUAUCCGAAGAUGUUUGCGCCGAGAACGCGCUGCGAUUAGUACGACUCGUGAAAGAUUCUUCUUCAUCGAGUAACUUCGAGGAGGAUGUCCGUGAUUGCGCGAAAUGCUUCAUCGUUCUGGGCAAUGCUUUCGCGAACCUACCACCGCAGGAGAAGUUCAGAUUAGACGUACUGAUGGAAGUGUGGAAGGUUUUAGCCAAAUGGAACGAGGAUCAGCUCGAACAUUACGCCGGCGUAACGGACGCGUUUGUCGAUUUCGUCGCCGAGAACUUUACGCGCAAUCAACUCGAAAUUUUAUUGAAAGACUUAGCGAAGCGUGUGAAGAAAUCGAGAACGAAGUUGUUCGAUGGCGACGAAGAAUUAGCAGCUCGCCGGAAAAUUCAAGGCGGCAAUUUAGCAAAGAAUAUCGAAAAUAUUUGCACGAAGAUCCUCUUUCGUUUCGAGGACAUCUCGUUAGCAAUCUCUCUCUCUGGGUUCUCGUACUUGGUCAAUCAGCUUGGCGGUGACUCGAAAGUUCUAUUCUCGAUAAAGAUGCUCGAGCGCAUCAAGAAGUCAAAACAUCGUUUGGAAGGUAGUAGCGUAAUCAGUCACGCGUUCGAUUGUGCUAAAGCCGUUCACGACAGCGUCGACGCGCUCGCGUUGAGGACAGGGUCACCGGAUGGAGUGGACGUUGUGAGCGCGUUUGAUUUGGUAUCGAGCUUUGUUUCGAAAGUUCAUUAUGAGGAAUCCGAUGUUGAUGCAGAGCUUCGAUUUCUUAUGAACUGUCGUUCUGCUUUCACAAACGCCGACCGAGCACUCAUUAAAGUAGUACAAAGAGCCAUCUCCAUCGUAAAGCGCUGCGUGACUACGGACGUGAAGAAAAGAGAGAAGACGCAAGCACAAGCGGCGGCGAGCGUUGCGUUUUGUCAAAUCACCAUACCGAGCGUUGCAGAUAUAGAAGCGCGAUUGAAGUUGAUUGUCGAAACAGCAAAAUACGCCACGGCGUGCGAAUUACACGCGCAAGUCGACGGCGUGAUUAGUUCUGCGAUUACAGAUAUUGAAGACGCUAUUGAGAGUUUACGUGCUGAAAGAGUGCACGCUUUCGUUUUGAAACUCUCGGAAGUUUUGAUGGAUAAUCCUGCCGGUCAUCCCGAAUACGGUUCGUUUUAUGCCAUCGCAACCGCGUCGACGAUGCUUGAAAAGAUGAGUACAGAGGAUUCAACCAAAUAUAAAGCGUAUGCGUAUCUUGCUCUUGCCUACGUGGUUGCGUCGUUUGCUGAGACACGCGGGACUUUAAACAAGAAGAACGUGGAACUGUACGGAGGGUCAGAACAAGCCUUUGUUGAUGAAUGCGUUACGUGGGCGAAGGAGAUGGUAUCCAAAGCGGCCGAUGUCGUUUAUAACGACGACGACCUUCUUUCGACCCGUAGUGGUGGCGCCGCGAACAUUCGCAUAGCAGACAAAGAAAACGAUUCAAACGCUCGUGCGCCGCUGCGAGGCAUCAGAGUUGAUCACUGCGAACAACAACGAUGA
This is a messenger RNA of Bathycoccus prasinos, 3144 nucleotides long. RefSeq lists its product with no specific name. The coding region runs from base 1 to 3144 and encodes 1047 amino acids. NCBI's taxonomy places the organism in Eukaryota, Viridiplantae, Chlorophyta, Mamiellophyceae, Mamiellales, Bathycoccaceae. The record is from RefSeq and is a predicted model, not a curated record. The transcript has 2 exons. Gene Ontology annotation, cellular component: endosome. Gene Ontology annotation, biological process: endocytic recycling.